Bacidia gigantensis is the source of this 420-nucleotide messenger RNA. RefSeq lists its product as uncharacterized. NCBI's taxonomy places the organism in Eukaryota, Fungi, Ascomycota, Lecanoromycetes, Lecanorales, Ramalinaceae. Bases 1 to 420 code for a protein of 139 amino acids. The record is from RefSeq and is a predicted model, not a curated record. The transcript is spliced from 3 exons.
AUGUCAACUCCAAUCCCCACCUCAACCUCCGUCCGCGAAUCCGCCGUUAUCCCCGCUCCCCUCUCGCACGUCUGGCACCUCAUAAAGCUCCAAUCCUUCCCCUCGUUCUGGACGUCGCUGAAGUCUGCUGAGGAGGUGAAAAGGGACGGAACGAGGCAGGAGAUCAAGCAAGAAGAACACUCCGCCCUGGAGCACUUCAUAACCUACUCUGUCAUCACUUCCGAGCCUGCCUUGACAUACACGAGUGUGAUGAGCACGGUGCGGUGCUGGGAGGUCAGCUCAGGUGAACAGGAGGGGAGCACGUUUGUUGUGUGGACGGGGAGUUUUAGUGGCGACGCUGAUGCUGGCGUGAUCGAAGAUGCGAGGUUCAAGCGGAAAGAGGCACUGGCGGAUUUGGCAAAGGCUGUGGUGAAGAAGUGA